AUGGACAUAGACUUGCUUCUGUACCAGUUCCAGAGAAGAUGGUGGCCUCUGUGCUCACCUUGCCCACCUCGAGUAAACAUGUUCAACCUGAUGAGCAACUGCUGCGCCUGGGUCUCCAAAAUACAGGAGCCAAUCAGGAGAGCAACCAUUUUGGUGGUUGGUCUUGACAAAGCAGGAAAAACAGCGUCCAUCAAAGGGAUGUUAAGAGUCCCUCAUGGUUUGGAAGCAGGACCCACCCAAGGCUGCGUGAGAAAUGAGCUGCGAGUGGAGAACUACCUGGUCACCUUGCUGGAUGUCGGGGGAUCGGCAGAGUCAAGAGGAGCCUGGAAGGAGCUCAGUGGAGAGGCCCACGGGAUCAUCUUCGUGGUGGACUCCAAUGACAGGCAGAGGAUAAAGGAGGUCAAGGAGGUUCUGGCUGACCUGCUGAAGCAGCCGAGAGUUGCAGGAAAACCCAUUUUAGUGUUGGCCAACAAACAAGAUAAAAUGAACGCUUUGCUGGGAAGUGAGCUGAUUGAGAUUCUAUCAUUGGAGAAGCUGGUCAACCAGAGCCGCUCUCUGUGCCAUAUUGAGCCUUGUUCAGCCUUAAUGGACCUGCGACGCUGGUCAGACAGAAAGACUCUACGAGGCCUUCGCUGGUUGCUGCGUGCUGUUUGUCUGGAUUACCCCGAGCUGUGCACUCGUGUAGCCCUGGACAGCAAGAGGCCUCUGGAACCACAAGAAGGGGAAAAGACCUGGAAAGCAGAGAAAGUUCGCAAAAAAACAAAGGUGGAACGAAUGAGAGGCAGCAAGUCAGAUCUUCGCCAAGUUCAUCGGCCAAAAGAAAAGGAGAAAAAGGCAAAGGGUGAAGGAAAACUGCAACCCAUUCGAAACAUGCUGCAAAAGGAAACCACUCUCAAAAAGAAGCUGAAGACAAAGAAGAAGAAGAAGCCCGUUAAGGCCAAGGAAGGUAAAAAAGAUGAAGAGGAAGCAGCAGAGCAGGAGGAGGAAGAGGAGGGUGACGGGAAUGAAGGAGAGCAGGAAAACGCUGGACACAGGGAGAGAGCCAGCAGUGCCCUGAUCCCCCAGAAGAAAGACAAACCGAAACGCAAAAAAAAGGUGAAAGAAGAGACUCCGGACGUGACAGAAUCACCAGACAAUGACGAGAAACCGCUCAAAGUUAAAGGGGAGAAGACGAAGAAGAAGAAGGUUGUCAAAGUAAAAAGGAAGAACAAGAUCAACACAGAGGACAUGUCUGGAGCUUAUUCUCAGCCUGUGGACCUAUCUGCAACCUUUGAUCUUUACCGAAAAGCGAUACUGGCUCUGAAGGAACGUCAGGAUCAGGGACAGUGACUGGGACCUCAGUGUGACGUCACACUGCAUCACUUCAAAGACUCGUCUUCAUCACUUUAUAGACUUCAGACCUGAUCCCUGAACCUUUGGAGCCAAUUCCAAUGAGUAGUGAAGGGCAGGUCUGCAUAAUCAUGUAUUAAUAAAAACAUUUAUAAUGUAAAAAAACAACAACUUUAGAGAUAAAUAUGUUAAUAACAAUGUAUACAUUUUAGAGUUAGAUAUGAA
Messenger RNA from Centropristis striata (black sea bass), 1554 nucleotides. RefSeq names its product ADP-ribosylation factor-like 13A (gene arl13a). NCBI's taxonomy places the organism in Eukaryota, Metazoa, Chordata, Actinopteri, Perciformes, Serranidae. Bases 1 to 1329 code for a protein of 442 amino acids. Gene Ontology annotation, molecular function: GTPase activity; GTP binding. The record is from RefSeq and is a predicted model, not a curated record. Gene Ontology annotation, biological process: receptor localization to non-motile cilium; non-motile cilium assembly. The transcript is spliced from 10 exons. Gene Ontology annotation, cellular component: ciliary membrane; non-motile cilium.